AUGUAUACCCCAACUGCAUUUUUUCACGAUCUCUUAACUGGCAUGGAAAUUAAAAGCGAGUUCAAUGGAUGCAGUGAUGACUCUUUUCAUGAAGAUCAUCUAAGGAAAUCCAUCAACAAGACUGGAGAAACAACAACUGAACCUGAAACCACCUUGGACAUGAAGAAAGUGAAACAGCAAACAUGCCAUGUUUGUGGAAAAAUCCUUUCUUCUGCAGCUAGUUACUAUGUCCAUUUGAAACAGCAUUCAAAUAAUAAACCUUACAAAUGUAGUAUGUGUCAGGUUGCAUUUUGUAGAAAACCAUACUUGGAGGUGCAUAUGAGAACACACACAGGAGAGAAACCUUUUGAAUGUGAGAUUUGCAACAAACGCUUCACUCAAAAGUCUAGUCUCAAUACCCAUAAAAGAAACCACACAGGACUGAGACCAUUUGUUUGUGAAAUAUGUUUCAAACGCUUCUCCAUUAAAUCUUAUCUAGUUGCCCAUCAGUAUAGUCAUGUUGCAUCUAAUGGUGUUUCAUGUAAAGUUUGCCAAAUGAGUUUCAAUAAUAGAAGUGAAUAUAUACGUCACAUAGAAUCUCAUAAAAGUAAAGAAUUCCAAUGUAAAUAUUGCCCUCGAUUUUUCUCAAAAGAAUCAUAUUUGAUAAGGCAUAUGAAUAGGGUUCAUUGUAAGAGGAAUUCUGAAGAAAGGUAUUGA
Messenger RNA from Phaedon cochleariae (mustard beetle), 696 nucleotides. Lineage: Eukaryota; Metazoa; Arthropoda; Insecta; Coleoptera; Chrysomelidae. The record is from the annotation of a GenBank genome assembly.